AUGAGCAGCAUUGGAACGGGGUACGAUCUGUCCGUGACUACCUACUCGCCCGAUGGCCGGCUGUUCCAGAUCGAGUACGCCGCCAAGGCCGUAGACAACAGCGGGUGAGCGAAUUGCCACAUCUCGAGCUUUCUCGUCCAUUACAUCUUCUCCCGUAGUUUCCUAAUUCCGGCCUCGCCGGUGCUGAUUGGACCGACGUUGUUCGCGUUCUUGCUUCUUCCUGUCAGGACGGUGAUUGGCAUCAAGUGCAAGGAUGGGAUCGUCAUGGUAGAUUAUGCUCCCUCAACUUGACUACUCUCUGGCUAUUGAAGGGAAGGGGGGUGGGGGUGCAGCUCUUGUUUAAGGGCGGUGGCUAUUAAAUAGUGUUCCGUAGUUGUUUUGCUAUUUGUUUACUUAUUUGGUUCGUUUUAACUCUCUUUUGCUCUUAGGGCGUGGAAAAAUUGAUUGCCUCUAAAAUGCUGCUGGCCGGAUCGAACAGGAGGAUCCACUCUGUGCACCGCCACUCCGGCAUGGUAUGCUACGUCGCAGCUGAUGUCAUAUUUCCAUUCAUUUAACUUACCGGACCUUUUCCAAAAAUCUUACUUUCGUCGGUGCUGUUUCUGGGCUGUUCUCUUAUUUGUGUUUGUGCUGUUACUAUCCUGCCAAAAUGUUAAUUCCAUCGGUGCUUUCUAUCCGUAACAAAUGGUCAGGAAUGUUACAGUAAUAUCUGGACCUGGGGAAUCCGCCCGAUUCCUCGUAAUCCUCGAGUCCUUACAGAAACUAAGUGAUAACACUUUUCAAUGAAUAUAUGAUAGCUCUCUCCUUUUACAUGGACUCCUCUGACAUUUCUUGGGAGUUCAUGUCUGUCGUUGACACUUCGGAAAGCUGGCCUGAAUUUGGGAUGAAUAGCAAUUAGUGGUUUUCUUCGUGUUCAGGCAGCAUAUAUGCUUCAUAAUGUAAAAUCCCGGUUGAAAUUUUCACCUUAUAUUAUUUUGCAUUAUUCUCGACUUUACUUAAUACAGAACUUUAAAAAAAAUGGUAACAGUUUCUAUCCUUGAGCCUCUGUUUAUGGUUAUUACAGAAAAACUUGGAAACUGUUGGUAUAUUUUUUACUUCAAAAUUCCUAAAGUGACAUACAGAAGUUACCCUCCUGAAACAGUUAAAGCAGUUUCCUACCAGCUCUCUGCUUGUUACGCUUUUUCAUCUUUACAUUUAUCCUGCUGGCUUUUGGUCUUGUCCUCAUUUUCCAAAGGAUCUGGUUGUGAUUCCAGCAGUCAUGGCCCUGGUAUACUUGUUCUGGGUUUAUGGUGAUCAGGUUAAGUUUAGCCUAAGGAUUAAAGCGCAUCCAGUUGAUGACAUAGAAUCAUUGUUGUUAACUGAUUAAACUAUGUAGAAUCAGCCGAUUGCGAAAAUAUAAGAAAAGAAGGGAACUGGUCUACGUGAGAUUGGCCAGUUUCUGCCCUGGCCAGACCUUUGUCUGACAGAGAUCACGGUUGGACCUGGCAUGACUGGGAAUCGAAAUUCGAUUCUGAAGUCUGAAUUCGUGAACUGAUUUCAUUUUAAUGCAACCUGCUAUUAUUAUUUAUGGAGAUUCGAUAAUGCCACUAAAUUAACUCCAGAACAUGACGGACACUUCUUUCCAUGAGCAUUCUAGAAGUUUUUUUUAUCUUGGAUCACCAAUCUUUAUUCUAACCGAUUGCAUUGUUAUACACUACGGAAGCUGAUGUUAAAGUUAACACACUGAUGGUACCUGAUGUAAUUGAACGAGAUACUUGUGGUGGAGAAUAUCUAAUUGGAAUAUUGAUGAUUGGCGGUUGUAACUGUAGCUUCUUGUUCUCGGUGGAUGAUCAUGGGAUGGAGUCCUUAGUAGUCAACUGGAUAUAUUUAUUUUUAAGUUAUCCAUAUUUAUUCACUAAAUUACUUCCUUGCGCAUCUUUGUGAAUUACGAAUGGUAAUAUCAAAAGUCCAUGAAAAUUUUCAGUUCUGACAGGAUGUGGGUUACCUAGGUCCACACCACCUUUUAGUUGUGCCAAAUUCUGCUGAAAGCCAAUAUCAAUCUUUUCAGACCACAGUGCUUUGGUCUUUCACUCGUCCUCAGUGCCUUAAAGGUUGUGGUUGUUUUUUAUUGAACCCUUGCUUAAAUGGUUGUUGUUUGAUGAUUGCAUACAAGUCAUCCCAAGGUGUUCGGUAAAAUUAUGUAGCUGCUCUCAUAGCCUUUUAAAAUGUCGCCUCUGCGACAAGGCACCUGUCUUGACUAGGUGAGUAGCUAAUCACAGAUUCUGGUUGCAUUUUUUACCGCAACCAAGUGAACAGGUAUUUCCUCAUGAGUAAAAGCAUGUUCCUUUGCCAAUGCAUGCCCAUUUGCUGUUGCGAGCAGGGCAAUAAUUCGGUCAUUCACUUAAGCCAGGGAACUACUCCCUGUCAGGAACGGGUUGAACGUCUGCUUAUUGGCUUUUUGCAUGAACAUCACUUCGGUUGAAUGCAUAAACUUUCGUAAUGUAACUCGUAACUAUCAAUUUUUACUUGUUAGUACCAUUUACAAAAGUUAUGUCACCGCUAUUUUAUAAUCUUAUUACUUUGUACUUAUACACAUUUUUUUCAAUGAUAAUAUUCUGAUUAAAAACGAUGUUCCCAAAUGCCUUCGCCUUUCUUCUAUGCACUUGGGGUGGAGUCCACCUAAUUUUCCCUUUUGUUGCCCAAAGAACCUGGGGUUUUCCUUAAAAGGAUAGAGAAGAGCACAGAAAAGACUUUUGUCCCUCGAAUUGUUCUCAUGUCUAGAGAUCUUUCAUUUUUGUUGUCAUGUUUUCAAAGGCUGGUGAGUGGCUAAUAUAUGGCCAGGGCAUUCUUUGUCAUAUCGCUAUGCAAUAUAUUCUUCCAUUUUUUGUGGUUAUUUUCUAAUUCAAUAAUUAGUUGAAAGAAAAGAUGGGGAUUGGGAAAAAAAUUCUUUUGCGCCUGAUUUUUAAUUCAGGUCCAUUAUCUCUGAACGUUACUUCAAAAUUUUCAUUUGUAUGCAUGAUAUUUUUAACCUUUGUAGGCAUGAAAAAUUUUAAUCUUAAUACCAGGUCAUGUAAUCCUUCUUAUUAUCAUGCAUGAAUUUCAUAUUUAGGCUGUUGCUGGAUUAGCUGCAGAUGGUAGGCAAAUUGUUACCCGGGCCAAAUCUGAAGCCACUAACUAUGAAAGGUUUGGACUUUUAUUGUCUGCAAGAUUCUAUUUCUUGAAGCUAUCAUCUUCUAAUUUUUUACAUUCUUAUUUGGGCGUUGCUUUGUGUUAUAAAUAUCACUACAAUCUCAUAUUAACUUGGUUGCGGUCAUAAACAAAAACCGGAAUGCAGUUUGCGAGCGAUUUUUGCAGGUUAUGUAGUUAAUGAAGGAAGGUGAUAACCAUGUUUAAAUAAAUUCCUCACACAGCUUACUACAUAUACACGCAAAGGCGCGUGCACACAUACAUAAAUCUAGUGUGUCACAGCUAAUAAUCAUCAGGAGCUUGAAUCCUACCAUAACUUCACUGUGUUACAUGUCAUUUGUGUAGAUAUAUUUAAGAUGCCUAAUGUCUUAUCUUUUUAUUGCCUCCUUUAGUUUUUAUUUAUUUAUUUUUACCUUAAUUGCAAUAAAGAAUCUCUAAAUGCUUGUUUGUUUUUCGACACACAUAGAUUCCAACUUAGGAGAAAGCUGUUAUGUACCACCUCAUAGAAGCCGUAUAGUGAAUACAUUAUUGUGACAGUCCUCUAGAAUAUUGUGCUUUCUUCCACUUAAACGUUGGGAUUUUCCGAUUUACAUGAAGAUUGUGCCCAUCAUUUUCAAUUAGCCUCGUUUUUCAUAUGUUGUUUCUUGGAGCACUCUGUGGUCCAUCUAUUCUUUGCAAUACUGGGAAGAAAAUGGUGGUUUUCAUCGAUCUUUUCUUCAUGAAUGCGUGUUUUGAGCUGUUCUAAACAUCUGGAAUCCAGGAUCUAUGGUGAGCCUAUACCUGUGAAAGAACUUGCAGACCGUGUUGCUAGCUAUGUUCAUCUUUGCACACUCUAUUGGUGGCUAAGGUAGGAUGAGGUUAAUUUAUAACCAUCACUCAUGAGAUGUUCCUUGGAAACCUCUCUAAGUCAUUCAUACUUCGCUAAGAGAGGUUGUUAUGUUGCAGACCCUUUGGUUGUGGUGUUCUUGUUGGAGGUUAUGACAGGGAUGGACCGCAGCUGUACAUGGUUGAACCUUCUGGUAUCUCAUACGUGAGUUGACUUCCGUUUACAACGUCAUCUGAUGCAUUAUUUAAGAAAUAAGUAAUUUUUACUGUUUUACUCAUGAAAGAUUGUAAUUUCAUUAGUAGCUGAUCAGAUAAGAGUCAGUUAAGCCUUUUUUGUGUGAGCCCGGUUGGCUCUAUUAUUUCACAUACUUCACAAAACUAUGUGUCAUACCAUCAAUGAUCUUGUAGUUGCAUAUGUACUUUCAAUUUUGUUUACUUUCUUCAUCUCUUGAAACGUGUCCAGAGAUACUUUGGGGCUGCUUUGGGCAAAGGGAGACAGGCUGCAAAAACGUAAGUCGUCGAAGAGCCUUUCUUCUGUUCUAUUCCCUUCUUUGACUUGUACUUCUAGAGCGUCGAAGAGCCAUUAUGAGGGUGAUUUGAAACCACAUAUAUAUGCGCCUCGUUUUCCUUUGUAUGUAAAAACUCCAUUGCCCCUUGCUUGUCCAUCAAUUUCAGUAAGUUGGGCCUGCACUGGAUAUUUUGCCAAGUCCAGGCCGUCAUCUUCGGUUUAGUAUCUUAAAGAUUUUCUUUGCUAUGCCUUGCCGUGUGUACCUAUUAAGAUAGAUUCCACUCUUGAUGCUACAAACUCUUGUCUACUGAACAGGGAGAUAGAGAAGCUGAAGUUAUCAGAGCUAACAUGCAGGCAAGGGGUCAUUGAGGUUGCUAAAAUGUAAGUAUUCCUCCCCCCCGCGUGCAUGCAAGUACAUUUUAGCUCUACAGUAUUGUUUUAUUUAAUCUCCCUGUUUUUCAUCUUGUGCUAAUUACUUUAAUAAAUUACGCGGUUGUUUAAAGGGUGGGAAGGAUGGUUAUUCUAUUUUAGAGAGGCAAAAAUUAAUUAUGGGUGUCUGCCAUACUUCCUCUUCGUUUAUCGGGGAUUGAAACCUGUUCACCAUCAGCUUAUUCACCUAGGCUACCUGCCCACCCACUUGAGAGUGAGAGAGAGAGAGAGAGAGAGAGAGAGAGAUAAUCACCCAAUGCCCUUGUCGCUACCACCAUCUUCAGGAGGGGGGAUCCACCUUCCACUUUACGUGGGUGUUUAAAAGGGUAGGAAGGAUGAUUUUUUGGUUUUAGGGUGGAAAAACUAAAAAUGGGUUUCUACCAUACUUGCUCUUCUUGUCUCGGUGCCUGCAACCUAACCUGUUCCCUAUCUGCUCAUUCACCGAGUCUACCUAACCACCCACCUUCUUGAGAUCUCCCAACCCCGUCAAAUCACAUUCCCUUCUCAUAUUCCCCUGCCCUUGUUGACCUCAGAUUCUCAGACACCGCUUUCAUCCCCUAAUGAAAUCUUAAGCCAUCGCUUUUUUUCCGACUCAUUGACGGUACGGACUCCUCGCCCUUCUUCUGUACACAACCCCCCAUGUGUCCGGUGAGGACAUCCCCACGCGUCAUUAAUGGAAUCAUCCAAGGAAGCAGGAAGAGGACAUCCCCACGCGUCAUUUAGUCAUUUAGCCCACACAUAAUUUGCCUCACGUGUCUUAGUAUAUGUAUAAAUAUGAGAGAAAGAGAGAGAGUCGCACAGUGGCGUUCUUAACCCAUUCUCUGUCGUGGCGUGGCAGCAUCUAUGGCAUACACGACGAGGCUAAGGAUAAGGCAUUCGAGCUGGAAAUGAGCUGGGUCUGCGAGGAAUCCGACCGCCAGCACCAGAAGGUUGGUGCUUUCCCCGUCCCAACCCUUUUUCGCUUGCUUGCUUGCUUCCUCGUCGAAGUGUGAACUCUUUACGAAGGGGGGAAAAAUGUAAAUAAACUGUGGUACUGCCGCGCUGCAGGUCCCGGACGACCUCCUGGAGCAGGCCAAGGAAGCCGCCAAGGCAGCUCUGGAGGAGAUGGAUGCUGACUGA
Molecule: messenger RNA, 6043 nt
Organism: Spirodela intermedia
Lineage: Eukaryota; Viridiplantae; Streptophyta; Magnoliopsida; Alismatales; Araceae
Source: the annotation of a GenBank genome assembly